AGCAAUAGAAAGAACAGAAGCAGGAGGAAUUUUCGAGUGCUCCACCAUGCUGGAUUGUCAAAGGGGGAUCUAUCUGAUCAGAAGCUAGAAAAGGAUUAGCAUGGCUAGUUUGUCAGCUGUCAUUAGAAGCAGAUGACAGAGGAGAUAAGCUGCUGUGUGUGCACGUCCUCACUCAGCAUGUGCUUUGGUUUACAUCAAGACAUAAUGUUGGUUUGGGUUAAUGGAGGGCUGUUAUUCUAAGGCAAUAAAUGUACUGCUAAUUGUCUUGGGCUGUUUUUUUGUUCUUUUUUUUAAAUUAAAAAAGCAAGUGUGAUGGAUGGGGAUUUUAUUUACAUCCCUCUCUAAAGGCACAGAAAAACUGAUGAGAUCUGCCUUGAACUGCAGCGGCUGUGGAAGAUUACAAGAUGUGUUUCUGAAGUGCUCUGACUUCAUAUUUGUUGCUGAUAUGUGUUCAAGAUGAGUGGGAUAGGAGAAAAUUCCUCUGACCCAUCCAGGGCAGAGUCAAGAAAGCGCAAGGAAUGCCCUGAUCAGCUUGGACCCAGCCCUAAAAGAAGCACUGAGAAACGUAAUCGUGAGCAGGAGAAUAAAUACAUAGAAGAACUUGCAGAGCUGAUUUUUGCAAAUUUUAAUGAUAUUGACAACUUCAACUUUAAACCUGACAAAUGUGCAAUCUUGAAAGAAACUGUGAAGCAAAUUCGUCAGAUAAAAGAACAAGAAAAAGCAGCAGCGGCCAAUGAAGAUGAAGUACAAAAAGCGGAUGUAUCAUCUACAGGUCAGAGUGUCAUCGACAAGGAUGCACUUGGACCAAUGAUGCUUGAGGCCCUAGAUGGGUUCUUCUUUGUAGUGAACCUAGAAGGGAACAUUGUGUUUGUUUCUGAGAAUGUGACACAAUACCUAAGAUACAACCAAGAAGAGCUGAUGAACACAAGUGUAUACAGCAUCCUGCAUGUAGGGGACCACAAUGAAUUUGUCAGAAACCUGCUGCCAAAAUCUUUAGUGAAUGGGGGACCUUGGUCUGGUGAAGCCCCUAGGCGCAACAGCCAUACUUUUAAUUGUCGGAUGCUGGUAAAACCUUUAACUGAUGCUGAAGAGGGCCCUGAUAACCAGGAAGCACAUCAGAAAUAUGAAACUAUGCAGUGCUUUGCUGUUUCUCAACCAAAGUCCAUCAAGGAAGAUGGUGAAGAUUUACAGUCUUGCUUGAUUUGUGUGGCAAGAAGAAUUCCAAUGAAGGAAAGGCCAGUUCCUCCCUCAUCAGAGAGCUUUUCUACUCGCCAAGAUCUGCAAGGCAAGAUAACUUCACUAGACACUAGCACCAUGCGAGCAGCCAUGAAACCUGGCUGGGAGGAUUUGGUGAGAAGAUGCAUUCAGAGAUUCCAUGCACAGCAUGAGGGAGAGAUAUCUUUUGCCAAGAGGCAUCAUCAGGAAGUGCUGAGGCAGGGACUAGCAUUCAGUUCUGUCUAUCGAUUUUCCUUGUCUGAUGGCACUAUAGUUGCUGCCCAAACGAAGAGCAAGCUCAUCCGUUCUCAGACUACUAGUGAACCUCAGCUUGUAAUAUCCUUGCAUAUGCUUCACAGAGAGCAAAAUGUCUGUGGAAUGAAUCAGGAUUUGACUGGACAAGCAAUGGGGAAGACAUUGAACCCAAUUAGCUCCAGCAGCCCUGCCCAUCAGGCCAUGUGCAGUGGGAACCCAGGUCAGGAUAUGACCAUCAGUAGCAAUAUAAAUUUUGCCAUAAAUGGCCCAAAGGAACAAAUGGGCACGCCAGCAGGCAGGUUUAGUGGUUCAGGGGGAAUGAACCAUGUGUCAAGCAUACAAGCAUCCACUCCUCAGGGUAGUAACUAUGCACUAAAAAUGAAUAGUCCCUCACAAAGCAGCCCUGGUAUGAACCCAGGGCAGCCAAACUCUAUGCUUUCCCCAAGGCAUCGUGUGAGUCCUGGAGUGGCAGGAAGUCCUCGCAUUCCGCACAGUCAGUUUUCCCCUGCGGGAAGCUUGCACUCACCUUGCAGCAGCACAGGAAAUAGCCAUAGUUACACCAACAGUUCCCUAAAUGCACUUCAAGCCCUCAGUGAGGGCCAUGGAGUUUCUCUAGGGUCAUCGUUGGCUUCACCUGACCUAAAAAUGGGUAAUUUACAAAAUUCCCCUGUGACUAUGAAUCCUCCCCAGCUGAGCAAAAUGGGAAGCCUGGACUCUAAAGACUGUUUUGGACUUUAUGGGGAGCAAUCAGAAGGUACAACUGGACAAACAGAGAGCAGCUGCCAUUCAGGAGAACAGAAAGACAGUAAUGAUAACAAUGUGCCCCAGGUUAUCAGUGGUGAGAGGCCUGAUGGACAGAACAGACUGCAUGAUGGCAAAAGCCAGACAAAGCUCUUACAGCUGCUGACCACCAAAUCUGAUCAGAUGGAGCCUUCACCCUUGUCAAAUUCUAUGGGAGAUGCUAACAAGGACUCCACCGGAAGCUUAUCUGGUUCUGGUUCAGCACAUGGAACCUCGCUCAAGGAGAAGCAUAAAAUUUUGCACAGACUCUUGCAGGACAGCAGUUCUCCUGUAGACUUGGCCAAGCUUACAGCAGAGGCCACAGGCAAAGAACUGAACCAGGAGUCCAAUAGCACAGCUCCUGGUUCAGAGGUGACUGUUAAACAGGAACCAGUGAGUCCCAAGAAGAAAGAAAAUGCACUACUUCGUUACUUGCUAGAUAAAGAUGAUACUAAAGAUAUUGGUUUACCGGACGUAACCCCAAAACUGGAGCGGUUGGACAGUAAAACAGACCCUUCCAGUAGCACAAAGUUAGUAGCUAUGAAGACAGAAAAGGAGGAGAUAAACUUUGAGCCUAAUGAACAGUGUGAUGAUGAUUGUCUUAGCCAUAUGCUAUUAAGUGGCCUGCUAUUCCAAUUUAAGCAAUUAUGGGAGCCGGGAAGUGAGUUGGAUAACUUGGAGGAGAUUCUGGAUGAUUUACAGAAUAGUCAGUUACCACAGCUUUUUCCAGAUACCCGGCCCGGGGCUGCAGCUGGAUCAGUCGACAAGCAAGCCAUCAUCAAUGACCUCAUGCAGCUUACAGGUGAAAACAGCCCUGGCACGUCUGUUGGAACCCAGAAACCAGCAAUGAGGAUUUCACAGAGCACUUUUAAUAACCCACGGACAGGGCAACUGGGCAGGUUAUUACCAAACCAGAAUUUACCACUCGACAUCACAUUGCAAAACCCAUCAGGUUCAGGACCUUUCCCACCAAUAAGAAACAGUAGUCCAUAUUCAGUGAUACCUCAGCCAGGAAUGAUGGGCAGUCAAGGGAUGAUAGGAAAUCAAGGAACUCUAGGGAACAAUAGCACGGGAAUGGUUGGUGGUAAUACCCCUCGGCCUGCCAUGCCAUCUGGAGACUGGGGUGCCCAGGGUUCUGCUGUGAGAGUAACCUGUGCUGCUACAACCAGUGCCAUGAACAGGCCAAUCCAAGGAGGUAUGAUACGUAAUCCAACAGCCAGCAUUCCUAUGAGACCCAGCAGCCAGCCAGGCCCAAGACAGAUGCUUCAGUCUCAGGUCAUGAAUAUGGGGCCAUCUGAACUGGAGAUGAAUAUGGGGGGACCUCAAUACAGCCAACAGCAAGCUCCUCCGAAUCAGACCGCACCGUGGCCGGACAGCAUCUUGCCUAUAGAUCAGACGUCUUUUGGUAAUCAGAAUAGGCAACCAUUUGGCAGCUCACCAGAUGACUUGCUGUGCCAUCAUCCUUCAUCAGAGUCACCAAGUGAUGAGGGAACUCUCCUGGAUCAGCUUUAUUUGGCACUAAGGAAUUUUGAUGGUCUAGAAGAAAUUGAUAGGGCUCUCGGAAUACCAGAACUGGUUAGCCAGAGCCAAGCUGUAGAUCCAGAGCCAUUCUCAAGUCAGGAAUCCAACAUCAUAAUAGAACAAAAGGCACCAGUUUUCACUCAACAGUAUGCAUCUCAGGCUCAAAUGGCCCAGGGUAGUUAUACACCCAUGCAGGACCCAAACUUUCACCCAAUAGGACAGCGGCCUGGUUACGCAACACUGCGUAUGCAACCUCGGCCUGGUCUCAGGCCUACUGGUAUAGUGCAGAACCAGCCAAAUCAGCUGAGACUUCAGCUUCAACAUAGACUCCAAGCACAGCAGAAUCGCCAGCCACUGAUCAAUCAAAUCAGCAGCGUCUCCAAUAUGAACCUGUCUCUGAGACCUGGAGUACCCACACAGGCACCUAUCAAUGCACAGAUGCUGGCCCAGAGGCAGAGGGAGAUACUGAGCCAGCACUUGAGGCAACGACAGAUACAUCAGCAACAGCAGGUGCAACAGCGGACUCUGAUGAUGCGAGGACAGAGUUUGAAUAUUUCACCAAGCAUGGUGGCCUCUGCUGGCAUACCAGCAACCAUGAGCAACCCACGGAUUCCGCAGGCAAACGCACAGCAAUUUCCAUUUCCUCCAAACUAUGGAAUAAGUCAACAACCUGAUCCAGGUUUCACAGGGGCUACCACUCCCCAGAGUCCACUGAUGUCCCCAAGAAUGGCUCAUACCCAGAGUCCUAUGAUACAGCAGUCUCAGGCUACUCCUGCCUACCAGUCCUCUACAGAGAUGAAUGGGUGGGCACAAGGGAAUAUGGGUGGAAACAGCAUGUUUUCACAACAGUCCCCUCCACAUUUUGGGCAGCAAGCAAACACCAGCAUGUACAAUAACAACAUGAACAUCAGUGUAUCCAUGGCAACCAACACAAGUGGCAUGAACAACAUGAACCAGAUGCCAGGGCAGAUCAGCAUGACCUCAGCGACCUCUGUGCCUACAUCAGGGUUGUCCUCCAUGGGUCCUGAGCAGGUUAAUGAUCCUGCUAUGAGGGGAGGCAAUCUUUUUCCAAACCAGCUGCCUGGAAUGGAUAUGAUAAAGCAGGAGGGAGAUGCAUCUCGGAAAUAUUGCUGACCUUGACGUUUGCUGGUUGCUCCUUUCUUCAGCUGCCUGGGCUCACCUGCCCAAAACACUUACCAGUCUGAAGACCUGCAUCGAUUUGUUUUGACCCAACUGACCUGCCAGCCAGUUCCACUGGAGCAAGCUCAGCUAAACGCUGCAGACAGGAUUCAGCUCUGCCUUCCAGAGUGGAGUCAAAACAGUUGUUGCUGGAAGAGCAGCCUCUUCUCUGACAGUCUGAAGCUAGCGUACAGACAGUUGCUCAGUCUGUUCACUGCAUUCACCUUAGUGCAACUUAGAUCUCUCCUGCGAAGUAAAUGUUGACAGGCAAUUUUCAUAAACCAUGUCAGAUUGAAUGUAUUUAAAUGUAUGUAUUUAAGGAAAAACAACCAUGCUCUUGUUCUGUUCCUGUUUAAUUCUGGACCUUGGUUUCUUGCUUUUUGUUUUCCCUAGCUACUCAGUCUGGUGCAAAGGAUUCAAUUCCAUCUGAAAAUCAGUGUUUUGAACUAAGGCCUGCAUUUUGGGGUGGGGAAUGGGUUGGAUGCUAGUGAGCGGUGUGGGCAAUGUAUGGAGAAUAAACAGCUAAUCAAUUGGUUUGAUUUAGGAAAAGAUAGAAAAGAUGGACCUUUGUAGAAAACUAUACAGAGCAAUUUUGAAUGGGUUUAAAGUUGUAAAACAGGCUAAAAAUAUCCCGUGAGAGGGCUGUUCAUUAGGGGCUUUUUUGGUGGUGGUUUUAAAAAAAAAAUUAUAGUGCAAAUCAUGAAUCCAAAAAUAUAAAUGCAUUACCUUUUUAUGGAAUUAAAUUCCUGCCUGCCUGCCUCUCCUGGUCCUCUUUUCCUCCUCCUCUUCUUCUAAUAGGAUAAAAGAACAGGUAAGCCCUUCAUUUCCCAGGUUUGUUACCUGCAGUUUAGGUUGUACGUAACCAGUUGUUGAACAAUGAAUUCCAAUGAGAAUGCAUUUAUUGGUGAUGGUAGUGGCAGAACUGGGGCAUAAUAUCAAAAAGAACUACAGGCACCUGCUUUAAAAUAUGUUAAUUUCCAUUCCCCAUCCCUUUAGCUGGGAAAAUAAUUAUUUGUUUAAAAUUUAUGGCAGAUAUCACUACAGAUUUAACCAUCAUGCGUUUUUAAUUCUUUUAAAGCAGUGUGGACUAUGAGGAAGUUUCGUAAGGUACAUAAAAUCCACUUUAUAUGUAAACAAGCAAUAAUUUAAGUUGAGAACUUAAGUGUUUUAAUUGUAUAAUUUUUUGUGAGGUAUACAUGUUGUGGAGUUGAUUCCAAAUGAGGUACUUCAGUAUUAAAUUAGAUAUCUUCAUAGCCGUGUGUGUCUCCUGAAAAAGUGUUUUGUAAAGGAUCACAAUGCCUUGAUUAGACCUAAUUUGUAGGCUUGAGACUUUUCAACUUGUGAUUCUGCUCAUAAAGUCAUUUAUCUAACCUAUAUUAUAUGCAGCCACUGUAGGAACCAAUUCUUGAUUUUUUUGUAUGUUUAUAUUCUUUCUUAAUGAAUCUUAGAGAAACUGUUACUAAACAAGCCACUCUUAAGGUGGCUUUUUUUCUUGCCCACUGUGGUUGGAAUAAUCUUUUACUAAACUGGCAUCAGUUUCUGAGGACUUGAAAUACCAAGAAAUUAACAACGUUUUUGACCUCCUAUUUCUCUCCUCUGACCCCCAAUCCACACUUUCUUAUCUGAAGUCAAAUUUUUUGAUGUCCUUUAAAAUGCAAUGCAUUUUAUAAUAUCUCAUCAGCCAUGCCUUUUUGGGAGUGGAAGGUUUCUUUCCCUGUAAUUUGAUUGAUUAUUAAUGGUGGAGGUUAAAAUGUACAAAGUAUCUGUUGAUCUCUAUACAAAGCCGAAGAAAGUAUGUUAAAAAUGAUUUGAAAGGGUUGUUUCCCAUGGAAGGAUUUUCCUGAAAAUCAAGGAAAUCUGCAAAUCCAUUUGUUUCCCACUCAGAGGGACUCAUAACACACAGGGAAACAGCAAUUUUCUGUAGUCACCAUUUUGUAUGUCAAACUCUAAAAGGAAAUAUUUAGUCAUCUGAGCCAUCGUGUUUAGCUCUGGUGGAAAACUUUAAAGUAAUUGUCAUUCUGAGCUCCAUAUUCUCAUUGAUAUGAUGACAUUUUUAUUAAAUAUACAUUAUAUACCUGAUUUAAAUUUAUUUAUAUAAGAAUUGUAUAAAUUAGAGGGACUUUAACUUCACACAACACAAAAUGUAAAUGGGUUUUAAACUAAUUUUGUUUGUAUUGUAUUCCUUUUCAAUGCUUGACCCUAGCUUCUUUGAAUAGAUUAAUCUUUUUCACUGUGGACAAAAUGGCUAGUUUAAAUUUGUCCCUAUUCAUGACAGAUCUGCAAACCUUUAUAUUUGAUUUUGUGAUUAUGAUACUUCAUUGCCCAUUGCCAUUUUAAAAGGAAGGAGAUUACUUACCUUACCUAUUACUUUGGCUCAGAAUUAGGUUCUGGUGUUUUGAGUUUUUGACUAGCUGAUUAAAAAGAAAAGUGAGUGAAGGAAUCUUCAGAUCAUAUUGAUCACUGUAGAAACAAAAAUAAAUAGCCAAAUCAAUCCCCUUCAUUGUCAGUAUUUCUCAUUCUGUACACAGUAAAUUUGUUGGAGAAAGUGCUUGGAUUUUGUUAAACAGAACAAAUAAUCAGUGUUCUACUUAUAUUACUAAAUGUGAAAGGCACAUAAUGUGAAAAGUAUACAUACAUAAACUUUGUCAUAUGACCCAUUCAAGUGUUCAUGUAAUGUGGUAAGUUUAAAAAGUGAAGUGAGCUGUUUUGCUACAAUGAAUUAAUUUGUACUCAAAGUUUAAAGUUUCAUCCCAUACCAAUUUCCCUUUUGGCCUGUAUUAAUUGAAAGCAAUGUUUUUGCAGUUUAUAUAAUGCAUUUUUUAAUAUAUGUUUUAAAAUGGAGUUCAUAUGGGCUUAACACGUGAAAUGGGUGGCACAGCUCCACUUGCAAAACCCAAAGAUACACAAUCAGUUUUGAAAUGCAACUUAAGCCAUUAAUUGUUGGUGUGAAUUUCAAGUUUUCUAGUAUUUGUAUGGUAGUAUGCUGCCGAAGAGCAAAAGCAUUCUCUGCACAAAAGAAAAUUACUGUAGUGGCUUUGAUUUUAAUUAGAAUUUUCUCCCUGGUGUUUCUUUGUAGACUAAAACAAAAUCUUUUCAGUUUCUUACUACAGGUAAAGCUAUGUGCAAGAACCUCAAAAUGCUAAAAUCUAGCAUAAUGCCUUAGAUCGGUUUUUAAGUCUUGUAUAUUCCUACCUAGCUGUCUGAUGUAUUAUAUUUGUAUAGUGAAUUGUGUACAAUUUUGGAAUAAGUGUAUCAUCACUUACCUUUAUGUUGCUGAAUAGAGAUGGACACAUUUUUUCAAACAUUUACUGUCAUUUAAUUUUUUUCCCCUUUUUGUCAGUUGUGGGUUUUAUUUGUACAGUUCCCCAUCAAGUUGCAUCUGAGAUGUGUGUAUAUGAAAAGAUUAUACAAGGGUAAAAUUAAGCAAUAUAUAAACUAUGGUUCUUCAGGAGAAAGCUUACAGUGUUUCAGGUUGUGAUUUAUUUUCAAAGCGGAGUUGACUCUGAACAUCACCUUGUUCACCUGCAUUGAUGUUUGUAUUUCUAGUGUGAGCAGUUUAUGCAAAGGUAGAUAUAUUCAGAGAAAUUUUAAAUACAUUUAUGCAAGUUAAUAUUGCUUUGCUGAUGCUAUUGGCUUAUUUGAUGUUAAAUAAUGCUAUUGUAAAUAAAGAAUUCUGUUGUUAUUGCAUCAUUUAAUAAAUUUUAAUGCCUUCGGGUUUUACAUGGCUUUAGAGAUUUCAA
Messenger RNA from Dermochelys coriacea (leatherback sea turtle), 8690 nucleotides. It is a transcript of the gene NCOA2, whose product is annotated as nuclear receptor coactivator 2. Gene Ontology annotation, biological process: positive regulation of transcription by RNA polymerase II; cellular response to hormone stimulus. The transcript is spliced from 23 exons. The record is from RefSeq and is a predicted model, not a curated record. Gene Ontology annotation, cellular component: nucleus. Gene Ontology annotation, molecular function: nuclear receptor binding; protein dimerization activity. The coding region runs from base 457 to 4905 and encodes 1482 amino acids. Lineage: Eukaryota; Metazoa; Chordata; Testudines; Dermochelyidae.